AUGCUAGCAAGUAUCGCCAGCGAGAUAUGGCAGCUACAUCUCACUAUCGGAGUCAUGUCGGGAGUUGCAGGAUCACUUGUCUGGUCUCCUUCUAUACAGCGUGGAUUAGAAUGGUUUUCAAAAAAUCGAGCUUUAGCGGUCGGCAUAAUUACAUCAGGUGGUGGAAUUGGAGGUUUAGUAUACUCCAACAUCUUCACAGCAUGUUUCCAAACGGUGGGAUAUGCCUGGGGGUUGCGUAUUGUAGGCUUUACGCAAUUGCUACUUAUGGGAAUUUCGGUCGUUGCUUGUGCUCGCCUCAAUCCUCCUGCUAAAACAAAGAACGUGCCCAUUCUUGAAUUACGCGUUUUCAAGAACAAAAAGUACCUUAUUGUUUUUUGCCUUCACCUUCUCGGUAACUUUGCCUUGCGUGUCCCAUUUGCGUAUGUAUCAUCAUAUUCAGAACAACUUGGCUUAAAUCCAUGGGUUACCGGCAACAUCAACGCCAUUGCAUCGGCAUGCCUGGCAGUAGGAAAGGUCUUAAUGGGGUAUUUGGCUGAUUGGAGCGGUCGACUAAAUAUUGGAAUACUCUCUGCGUUAAUUGCAGCCAUUGCCCAUUUUGCCAUUUGGCUCACUGCAACGACUGAAGCAAGCAUGUGGGCAUUUGCAGUACUUCAAGGCAUCGCACAAGGCGGCUAUAUGGCAAUUAUCUAUGCUCUCAUCAACGACUACGUACCCCUAGAUCAUGUUGAUGCUGCUAUCGGAUGGGCUCUUUUUGCAUGGGCACCUGGUGGUUUGUUGAGCCAACCUAUUACUUCCUACAUAAUCGAUCGUGGUGAUGGAGUUGAACCUGACUAUCGAGGUGCCAUCAUAUUUUCCGGCAUGAUAUUUUUUGUAUCAGCAUGUUUAGUCUUCAUGCUCCGUAUCAUGAAAGGAGGAUUUCGACUCUUUCAAAAGAUCUAG
Molecule: messenger RNA, 939 nt
Organism: Lichtheimia ornata
Lineage: Eukaryota; Fungi; Mucoromycota; Mucoromycetes; Mucorales; Lichtheimiaceae
Exons: 3
Coding region: 1-939 (312 amino acids)
Biological process (GO): transmembrane transport
Cellular component (GO): fungal-type vacuole membrane
Molecular function (GO): transmembrane transporter activity
Source: RefSeq, a predicted model, not a curated record